UGUAAUCAAUUGCAGCCAGGAAUACCAAAGUGCUUGUUUUCACAAGGACAAAUGCGUAUUUUACGCAUUACGCGCGAUCCAGAAGUCCAUUAUCUGCACUUUGCACGGCUCUCCCUUUAACGUUUCAAUCAGUAGACGUGAUUACUGAGUUGAACUUUGAGACCUACUAGAUAGCAAACGUAUUGGAGCAGCAGUGUUGUUUCAUCACAGAUCAAAAGGCAACGGGGUGACACACUUUAAUGAUCUCCGUCCCUCGGUGGCAGUGGAGAGGACACUGGCUUCUAACAUGCCUCGCUUCACAACCAAGCGUGUUUAGCAGAUAAUAUUUCGAUCUGGACAUAUCUUUCUAAAAAAAAGAGGUCAAACAAUUCGUUUUUAACAAUGCGGCCUCCGGUGGACGUCUGCGUGUUGAUCCUUUCUCUCUCGGCUCCUGGAGUUUUGAAGGCCAUGGACAACAUCCCUGCACUUCAGGAACCUCUUCCUAUCCUGGGAAUGGGAAUGGUCGUCCUGGGACUUAUUAAUCUUCUCCUCCUCCUCACUGUGCGAAACCAGAAGAAUGUGGACCCCUUAUUCUAUGUAUUUGCAGGGUUUUCCUUCACCUGCAUGGUGGGCCUGACCAAUGCAUUAGAGCAGGAUGGGUUCAUCUCUGGCUUCAUGGCCUUCUACCUAAAGAUGGGUGAGCCUCAUCUAAAAACAGCCUACGCUGUGAUGAUGUCUUACUGGGACGGCAUCGUUCACUUGCUCCUCUUCCUCACCAUCAUCCACCGCAUGUUCAAAGGGAAGUCCUAUCGUAGCCUGGGGCUGCUGUGGGCCGGCUCCUCCAUCGGCCAUCAAAUUGUUCACAUCCCAGGAGUGGUUAUUGGUAAAUACGGGUCUAACAUUCAACCAGCCUUUUGGAGGAACGUCCCGUUCUUCUUGCUGCCUUUCUGGGCGGCCUCGCUGCUCUUUAGCCGACCCAGAGAGAUGCCAGUCGUAACAGCAGACAAGAUUAUAGCCGAGCAGAAGAAAGGAUUGCUGUCUCGACCCGUUGACCUGCUUCUAUCUCUUCUGUUACUCGGAGCAAUGGCCUUCUCUGUAUUCAGAGGCUUUGUGGUGCUGGACUGUCCUCUGGACGCCUGUUUCACCUAUGUCUACCAAUACGAGCCCUACCUCAAAGACCCAGUUGGCUUUCCAAGAGUUACGAUGCUGGUGUAUUUUUUCUAUGCUCUGCCCCUGCUGACUGUCUUCACCUAUGGUCUGAGAACACCUGGAUGCAGCUGGAUGUUGGACUGGACCAUCUUCUUUGCUGGGGCCAUGGCUCAGACCCAGUGGUGCCAUAUCGGAGCAUCUCUGCACUCCCGCACUCCCUUCACGUACCGAGUCCCAGCAGACAAAUGGUGGCCUGUUAUCACCCUCAAUGUGCUGCUGGUUGCUGCGCCGGCUCUGCUGGCCCUGCGCUGCCGCAACAACCCCGCUUAUUUUCUGAAACCUGUUCCCGAGGGACAGACCAACAACGAGAAGAAGAAAAACUAGACCACACACCAGCCACGGACUGUUGAGGAAUAAUUCACGCUGUGACAAGGCUAAUGUUUUCUGGGGACUCUCUUUGGCGCACAAACUGCAUUAACACACUUUAUCAACUUCAAACUCAGAUGGAAUCUUAAAAAAACGUCACCUCGCGCAGCGGCAGCACUCCCUGCAUGGACUAUUGGACCCUGAUAAGAAGGCUGUUGAUGGAGUUGAGGACUGUGAUCAGCUUUCAGGUGACUCAUGCAGAUACCCAGUUGGUAUCUUCCCAAACUAAGACUAUUAACCUGGAUCAUACAGUUUAGCAACACACUACUGGAGAGUAACAGUCAGCAUUAUGCAUCUUUUUGUAUGCAGAAAUCCACAGCACAACUCCACAGUUGGAAGUUUGUUUUUACUGAUCUAAAAUGCAGUUUCAGUUGUUUAAAAACUGUGAAUAUAAGAAGAAGACUCACUGAAUGCUUAAAAUGCUGAAUAACUAAGAGUUGAUGAUAAGUUAGAUAAUAGCAGAUGCUAUUCAAAUGGAGAAUUUGAUGAAGGAAAAACUCAACCUGGUGCCCUAUAUUGUGUCAAAUAUUUGACUUUCAUUAUGUCACUGGGGCAGCAACCAACAAUGACAUUCUUAUUAAUUGUUUAAUCAUUUGGUCUAGAAAAUAAUGAAAAAUGUCCAUCAUAAUUUCCAAAAGCCCAUUGUGACAUUGUUUGUGUUGUCUGACUAACAGCUCAAAACCCAAAGAUAUUCAGUUUACAAUGAUUGGAGAAGCUGAAACCAGAGAUUAUUUGGUGUGCUUGAUAAGUGACUUAAAUGAUUAAUUGAUUAUCAAAAUAAUUCUGUCCAGCAACUAAUUGAUUAAUCAAUUUCCACUAUAAUUCUGACUGCAUCUUAGAGUGGUUUUCCAUGUUUUUAUGUUCCACUUUAUUUUGUACAAUAAAAACAAAUGGAGCACUGAA
Messenger RNA from Sander lucioperca (pikeperch), 2457 nucleotides. RefSeq lists its product as uncharacterized. The transcript is spliced from 10 exons. Lineage: Eukaryota; Metazoa; Chordata; Actinopteri; Perciformes; Percidae. Gene Ontology annotation, cellular component: endoplasmic reticulum membrane; endoplasmic reticulum-Golgi intermediate compartment membrane. Gene Ontology annotation, biological process: lipid homeostasis; regulation of lipid metabolic process. The coding region runs from base 382 to 1512 and encodes 376 amino acids. The record is from RefSeq and is a predicted model, not a curated record.